Molecule: messenger RNA, 1854 nt
Organism: Nomascus leucogenys (northern white-cheeked gibbon)
Lineage: Eukaryota; Metazoa; Chordata; Mammalia; Primates; Hylobatidae
Gene: HSF5
Product: heat shock transcription factor 5
Biological process (GO): regulation of DNA-templated transcription
Molecular function (GO): sequence-specific DNA binding; DNA-binding transcription factor activity
Source: RefSeq, a predicted model, not a curated record
AUGGAGGAGGCGCUGCUCUCCACCCCCAUCAACCCCAACAACUUCCCCGCCAAGCUGUGGCGCCUGGUGAACAGCCCGCGCUACCGCUCCAUCUGCUGGGACGGCCGCGGCGAGGGGCUGCUCAUCGACCAGCCGCUCUUCGAGGCUGAGCUGCUCAGCCCGCCCAGGCCAGGGGGCGGUGGUGGGGCUGCGGGGGCCGGGGCCGGGGCCGGGGCCGGGGCUGGGGCCGAGCCCGAGCCCGAGCUCUUCAAAACCACCAACUUCACCAGCUUCAUCCGCCAGCUCAACCUCUACGGCUUCCGCAAGGUGGUGCUGGGCGAGCCGGGCGCGGCGGGGCCGGGGGGCGGCAGACCGGUAGGGGACGGGCCGCUCCAUCACUUCCACAGCCCACACUUCCGCCGCGACCAGCCACAGCUGCUCGUGCACCUUAAGCGCCUGACCAGCGCCAACAAGGCCAAGCUGGCGGCCGGCCUGGAGGUGCCCUGCCGCCCGCCCAACCGCUUCCAGCGGCUGCUCAUCACCUCGGCCUCCGCCGCCGCCGCCUCGGCCGCCACCGCCCCGCUGCAGCACCAGGAGCCGCCGCCGCCCGCGGGGCCCCGGAGCGAGCCGCACGGACCAGUGGCUGUAGGACAAUUUCACCGGUCAUUUCGGCGAGAUAAUUUGUCUCCUUACUCCUACGUAUCGACUCCAUCCCACGACCACAGUACUUACCCUCUGAAAGGUUUAGAUCGGAUCCCAGUUCCUCGUAGAAUAUGGCAGAACUCCCUUGGAAUGCACCCUGGACAAGUGGAGACAUCUCCCACAUUUUCAGAUAAAGGGGUUCCAUUUCCUGUACUCCAGAGGUUUCCAACUGAGGUUACCUAUAUGCUGCAGCCCAGCACCACAUCUGUACAUGUUCAACAAGGUUCUCAAACAAUGGUCAGCUCCUCCCAAAAAUAUAGUAACUACACACCCGCAGCACAGUACUCGCAAGCCUACUAUCCAACAGCUGUGCUACAGUGCUGUUCUCCUACCCACAUGGAUGCUCUAAGUAGUUGUGUCACUCCCACUGCCUCUUCCUAUGCACACUGCAACUACUUCCAGAAUCCUUCAAUGCAGUCCUCCUAUCCAGUUGAAUUUUUGACUUCCAAUUGGCCCUGCAGUACUACUGAUGAAAAUAAAAAGGCGGAAGUAAACCUAGAGGCUGUCUUUCAGAUAGUAGAUGAGUUGCAUUCCUCCCCUAAAUUGGAGAUGGUAAAGGUGGAGCCUGUUGAGAAUCAGUGCCCAACAUCUCAGUCUUAUGGAGGCCAACACAUUCUGGCUAAUUCUAACAACAGCAAUCCAUGUUCUGCAAGUCAGGCUAGCCAGCUGGAGCCACUUACUCCUGUAGGCUCAGAUAUUAUGUCUUCUGUGGUUGGAACAGAACAAGCAGUUGCCUGCUCUCUACCACAGUCACCUGAGUACAUCUAUACCAUCCACACAGCUCAGCCUGUUGAAAAUAGCACAGUACAGGAAGCUGCAGCCAUCCAGCUAGCUCAUGUCGAACUGAAGGAGCACCUAAAUCAUAAUCCAUCUCCAUCUUCAGUAGUAUUUGUGCAGGAAGGGCCACCAUUCAGCACACACCAGGUGGAUGCCAAUAUAAAAUGCGAGACCAAUUCACAUGAGAAUAUCUUGCCUUCAGAAGAGAUGGGAUUCCUCAUUUCAGAAAUGGGGCCUGCUAGCAAGCCUAGUAAAGACACAGGUUUAGCCACUCCAGCCAGAUACAGAGAGCACAGAAGCAACUCACAACAAGGAAAGUCCCCUGAUCUUCAUUUGCUGGUGGACGUGGCCUGCAAGCAGAAGCACUUUCCAAAGGAGGAAGAAUUAAAAGAGUGA